AUGACUCCCGCACAAUUAAAAUACGAAACGUUGUGGUUUGAAGGCCCACUCUGGUUGCGGCAGGAUCGUGCAAUAAGGCCCAGCUGUACAGUCCCUCUACGAGACAUCGAACAAUCCCUUUUAGAAGAACGAUCAACUGUUGCGCUGCCAGCUCGAGCGAAAUCGCCUAGCGAAUUAUUCGCUCUUCGAUCUUCGUUCACUGAUCUCGUUAGAUUAGUUGCAUACAUCCGUCGAUUCGUUCACAACUGUUCACCAAACAACCUCGCCAGCAAACGUUCAGGGACAAUCAAGCUACAGGAGCUGAACGAAGCGACUGAAGUAUUAGUUCGCCUAGCCCAGGGGGAUAGCUUUCCCGAAGAAGUAGCAGCUUUGUCUCGCAGUCGAGAAGUAAAAACUUCGUCCAAGAUUCAUGCGCUCAAUCCUAUUAUGGUUGGGAAAACGAUUCGAGUUGGCGGCCGGCUUGCUCAUGCACCUAUCCCGGAGAGUCGCAAACAUCCGAUGAUUUUACAUCAUCGUCAUCCGUUUACCAAAUUAGUCGUGGAACACUACCACCGUAAACUUUUCCACGCUGGUCAGCAGCUACUCGUAGCUUCCGUCAGAGAAAAAUUCUGGCCCACAAACGCACGCGAUGUGGCUCGUACCGUCUGCCACAAGUGUGUAACAUGCUUCCGGAACAAGCAAACUGUACACGAGCAACUGAUGGCCGAUCUUCCGUCCGUUCGAGUCAACCCUGCAGUCGCUUUUCUGAAGGUUGGUGUAGAUCUGUGUGGUCCAUUCUACAUCAAAUAUCCAGUUCGUCGCAGAACACCAGUGAAAUGUUUCGUGGCGAUAUUUGUAUGUCUGACAACGAAAGCCGUUCACAUGGAGGUUGUAGCGAAUUUGUCGACGCAAGCUUUCCUUUCUGCUUUCAAGCGAUUCGUUGCGGUUCGAGGAAAACCUCAGGUGGUCAUGUGCGACAAUGCCACCAACUUCGUAGGGACCAACAGAGAAUUGGAAGAGUUGCGCCUCCAGUUCCUAGACCAGCAGUUUCAGCAUACCGUAGUCCGUACUGCCGAGGAUGAAGGAAUUCAAUUCGACUUCGCCCCGGUCCGUUCGCCGAAUUUCGGCGGAUUAUGUGAGACUGUGGUAAAAACGUUUAAGUGCCACUUUCGUAAGGUCGUUGGGAACCAGCAGCUAAGUUACGACGAACUACAUACUAUAGUUCAGCAAGUCGCGGCGAUUUUGAAUUCACGCCCACUAGCUCCUCUCACUAGCGAUCCCAACGAUUACGCUGCACUGACCCCAGGACACUUCCUCGUAGGAAGACCUCUGACGGCAAUUCCGGAACCCGAUCUCCAGGAGAUACCUGAAAAUCGCUUAUCCGCCUGGCAGCAAUCACAAGAUUUCGUUCAAAAGCUUUGGCAAAAGUGGAAGACCCAAUAUCUUUCGGACCUGCACAACAGGACCAAAUGGACCAAAAAGCGCAACAACAUCAAGGUCGACACUAUGGUUUUAGUCAAGGAGGAUAACCUACCUCCACUAAAAUGGAAAUUGGGACGAGUGGCAGAAAUCUACACCGGUGCGGAUGGAAACGUCCGAGUAGUGGACGUUCGUACCAAAGAUGGGAUUUUCAAGAGAGCCAUUUCCAAAAUCUGCGUUCUUCCAAUUAAGGAUAACGCACCCACAGACGAAUAG
Molecule: messenger RNA, 1674 nt
Organism: Armigeres subalbatus
Lineage: Eukaryota; Metazoa; Arthropoda; Insecta; Diptera; Culicidae
Exons: 1
Coding region: 1-1674 (557 amino acids)
Biological process (GO): DNA integration
Molecular function (GO): nucleic acid binding
Source: RefSeq, a predicted model, not a curated record